Molecule: messenger RNA, 1998 nt
Organism: Aspergillus tubingensis
Lineage: Eukaryota; Fungi; Ascomycota; Eurotiomycetes; Eurotiales; Aspergillaceae
Product: ABC1 kinase family protein
Exons: 2
Coding region: 1-1998 (665 amino acids)
Source: RefSeq, a predicted model, not a curated record
AUGGCAUCGGCCACCGUCUCCCGCGCCUGGCGCUCCCUUCCCUCCCAGCUUGCUCGCCCGCGUGUCCAUCUCUCCCCUCGUGCACCCCGUCAGCCUCUCUUGCAACUCCGUCAAUAUGUCCAGGCAGGCCAUUACCAGCCUUUCGUCCCCCCCUCGCCAGCCUCCCUAGGUAGACCUACCAAGGCCAAAACCUACGAUCGCACCCGAAAAUGGCUUCGUCGGCUGUUCUACCUCUCGCUAGCCACCGGCACCGUCUACGUUCUCGACACCCAAUUCUACGCCUCGUCUCUGACACGGACGGCUCGCACCUUUAGCUUGGGUCUUCUGGUAGCCCUGGAUUACAAGAUAAACUUCCGUCCCAACCCGCCGCUGGCCAGAGACAUCAACGCCGUACACACCCGCAAUGCUGAGCGUCUGUCCGACCUCCUGCGUCACAAUGGCGGUCUGUACUUGAAGAUCGGCCAGGCCAUCGCUAUGCAGUCCGCUAUCCUGCCCCCGGAAUUUCAGAAAAUGUUCUCGCGCAUGUUCGAUGACGCCCCUCAGAACGACUGGAAAGAUGUCGAGAAGGUCAUCCGCGAGGACUUUGGCCGCUCCGCUGAGGAGGUUUUUGGCGUCUCCUUCUCUGGUGAGCCCGGCAAGGGUGUUAUGGAGCGGGCUGCGCGCGCGAGUGCCAGUGUAGCACAGGUACAUUGGGCGCGUCUUCCGGAUGGUCGUGAGGUGGCAAUCAAAAUACAGAAACGUGAAAUCGCUCAACAGCUGAAAUGGGAUCUGUGGGCUUUCAAAGUCGUUGCCUGGAUCUACAGCCGUACCUUUGAUAUCCCAUUCUACAGCUUGGUUCCUUAUGUGUCUGAGCGUCUCUCCCUUGAGACCGACUUUGAGAAUGAGGCCGACAACUCCGAGCACAUGGCGCGUUUGGUCGCCGGAGAGUCCCGUCUCCGCGGCCGCGUGUACAUUCCGAAGGUCUACCGCGAGCUCAGCUCUAAGCGUGUCAUGACCGCCGAGUGGAUUGAAGGUGUCCGCCUCUGGGACAAGGACUCCAUCACGCGGACUUGGCGUGGCGGUUGGCGCAGCGGCACCCCAGGCUGCCAUGGCACGCCUCUCGAUGCGCGCAACACCGAAGACCUUGUCGCCAAAGUGGCUCGCAAUCCGAACCUUACGACCAAGAUUAAGCCCGAGCGCGAUCACUGGCGCGGUGGAUACGCCCGCGCUGGUCUCGGCCUUUCUCUUAAGGAAGUCAUGACUACUAUGGUAGACCUCUUCUCCGCACAAAUGUUCCUCUGGGGCAUAGUCCACUGCGAUCCGCACCCAGGCAACAUCUUCAUCCGCCGGACUCCUUCCGGUCAUCCGGAGCUUGUCCUCAUCGAUCACGGACUCUACAUCCAGAUGGACACCGAAUUCCGACACCAGUACGCCCGCUUCUGGAAAGCCCUUCUCACCUUCGAUAACACCACCCUUAACUCCAUCGUGCGCGGCUGGGGCGUCCAGAAUGCUGACCUCUUCGCCUCUGCGACCCUGAUGCGACCUUACCGCGGCGGCGACCUCUCGACGCACCGCUCCUUCGAAGGGCUCAGCAAAUCUGAGCGUGCCACGCGCCACUACGAAAUGCAGCAAGCUGCCCGCAAAGCAAUUCGUGACAUACUCGGCGAUGAGUCCAAAUGGCCCCGCCCACUGAUCUUCAUUGGCCGCAACCUUCGCAUCGUUCAGGCCAACAACCAGUUCCUGGGCUCGCCCGUCAACCGCGUCAAGAUUACCGGAACUUGGGCGUCCCGCGCGCUUGUCGAGUCUCCGGACUUGUCGGCAUCGGAGAAGCUGAGGAACUUUGGUCGCCAUCUGCUGUUCCGCGUAGUGCUGUUCAGCACGGACCUGUUUUUCUGGUUCACGAAGGUGCGGCAGUUCUUGAGACUUGGUGGUGGUAUGGAGGAUAGCAUUGAGGCGCAGAUGCAGGGAAUGGCCAAGGAUAUGGGUGUGGAGCUGAGUCAAAAUGUCUUCGAGGGUUAG